Messenger RNA from Oncorhynchus keta (chum salmon), 3681 nucleotides. RefSeq names its product AMP deaminase 2-like. The record is from RefSeq and is a predicted model, not a curated record. Gene Ontology annotation, cellular component: cytosol. Gene Ontology annotation, molecular function: AMP deaminase activity. The coding region runs from base 631 to 2934 and encodes 767 amino acids. Lineage: Eukaryota; Metazoa; Chordata; Actinopteri; Salmoniformes; Salmonidae. The transcript has 18 exons. Gene Ontology annotation, biological process: AMP metabolic process; IMP salvage.
CUAGGGUGUCCAGGAAGGAAGCCUGACAGGCAGAGCCUGAAACAAAAGCACAGAAGAAUGAGUAAGAACCUGAGGAAUUUCCCAACAACAAUCCUCCCAUUCUUGGGGUAAGGGCUGUAAGAUUGCGUUGCCAUCAUUUGUCUUGGUUGCCUGUCAUAGACUUGGUGCUUUUUGGUAAAGUUUUUUUUUUCCUGGGAAAAAAAAUGUAGGCCUCAAUUUUUAGUGGUGUCCUUAAACUUCUUAUGGCUGGAGGCAGUAUUGAGUAGCUUGGAUGAAUAAGGUGCCCAGAGUAAACUGCCUGCUACUCAGGUCAGAAGUCAGAAGGUCAGAAGUAAUAUGGUAGGCAAAAACCUGAGAAAAAAAUCCAACCGGGAAGUGGGAAGGAAUUCUCCGGUUGGAACAUUAUUGAAGAUUUAUGUUAAAAACAUCCUAAAGAUUGAUUCUAUACAUCGUUUGACAUGUUUCUACGGACUGUAACGGAACUUUUUGACAUUUCGUCUGCUCCUAGUGAACGCACUUGAUCUGCGUGGUGUAGCAGGGCAGGCCAAGCCCCUGAAUCCUCAGCGCUCCCUCCCUGGGACACCCAUCAGUCACACACUCAAACACUUCCCCAUCAACCUGCGUACAUCCAUGGACGGAAAGUACAAGGAGAUCGCUGAGGAGCUGUUCACUCGUAGCCUGACGGAGAGUGAGAUGCGCACCGCUCCUUAUGAGUUCCCUGAGGACAGCCCCAUCGAGCAGCUGGAGGAGAGACGCCAACGCCUGGAGAGGCAGAUCAGCCAGGACAUCAAGCUUGAGCCAGAGAUCCUGCUCCGCAUCAAACAGGAGUUCAUGAAAAUUGACAGCGCUGCCGACCUAGAGUUUAUGAAUGAGCUGGGUGGUGUGGACAGGACGGAUGAUGGCUGGAUGAAGGAGAGAGUAUUACCGAUGGAGCGAGAGUACCAGCGUGUCUCAAUAUCAGGGGAGGAGAAGUGUGGGGUGCCCUUCACAGACCUGGUGGAUGCAGCUAAAUGUGUGGUAAAGGCCCUGUUCAUCAGGGAGAAGUACAUUGCUCUGUCCAUUCAGAACUUCUGUAAGACCACUGCCCGCGAGCUGGGAGAGCUGGGAGAGAAGCCCCUGGACCUACGCAUCUAUGAGGAAAUCCCUGAGACCCCCGUUGAUGCAGAUGCUCCAGUCCACCCCCCUGUCUCAGAGACUCACCCCUAUGAAAACCAGGACACCAAGAACAUGCCUGCAGACUCAGGGUACAGCUGUAAGAUGGUGGAUGGGGUCAUGCAUGUCUACACCAAGAAGAGCCCCAUGGAGAAGAGUACAGAGUUGGACCUGCCUUACCCAGACCUGAAGGAGUACAUCGCUGACAUGAAUGUCAUGAUGGCUCUCAUCAUUAACGGACCAGUAAAGUCGUUCUGCUACCGCCGGCUGCAAUACCUGAGCUCUAAGUUCCAGAUGCACAUCCUGCUGAAUGAGAUGAAGGAGCUGGCAGCCCAGAAGAAGGUUCCUCACCGCGACUUCUACAACAUCCGCAAGGUGGACACCCACAUCCAUGCCUCAUCUUGUAUGAACCAGAAGCACCUGCUGCGCUUUAUCAAGCGAGCCAUGAAGAAGUACCCUGGGGAGAUAGUCCACAUGGAGCACGGGCGGGGACAGACCCUCAUGGAGGUGUUUGAGACCAUGAACCUGACUGCCUUUGACCUUAGUGUGGACACACUGGACAUGCACGCGGACCGCAACACGUUCCAUCGCUUCGACAAGUUCAAUGCCAAAUACAACCCCAUCGGAGAAUCCAUCCUGAGAGAGAUCUUCAUCAAGACAGACAACCACAUCGAGGGCAAAUACUUUGGCCACAUGAUCAAGGAGGUGAUGGCUGACCUAGAGGAGAGUAAGUACCAGAAUGUGGAGCUGCGUCUGUCCAUCUACGGCCGCUCCCGGGACGAAUGGGACAAGCUGGCCCAGUGGGCCGUCAAACACCAAGUCUACUCUGACAACGUGCGCUGGCUCAUCCAAGUGCCCCGCCUUUUUGAUGUGUACCGCACCAAGAAGCAGCUGGCUAACUUCCAGGAGAUGAUGGAGAACAUCUUCAUGCCUCUGUUUGAGGUCACCAUUAACCCCCGCAGCCACCCUGAACUGCACCUCUUCCUCCAGCAUGUGGUGGGCUUUGACAGUGUGGAUGACGAGUCCAAGCCGGAGCACCACAUCUUCAACAUGGACAGCCCCCUGCCAGCCGACUGGACAGAGGAGGACAACCCUCCCUACUCCUACUACCUCUACUACACCUACGCCAACAUGGCCGUGCUCAACCACCUGCGCAGGAGGCGUGGCUUCCACACGUUUGUGCUGCGCCCUCACUGCGGGGAGGCGGGGCCUGUCCACCACCUGGUGUCGGGUUUCAUGCUUUCAGAGAACAUCUCCCACGGGCUGCUGCUCAGGAAGGCACCAGUGCUGCAGUAUCUGUACUACCUGGCUCAGAUUGGCAUUGCCAUGUCCCCCCUGAGCAACAACAGCCUGUUCCUCAGCUACCACCGUAACCCCCUGCCUGAGUAUCUGUCCAGAGGCCUCAUGGUCUCUCUGUCCACUGACGACCCCCUACAGUUCCACUUCACGAAGGAGCCUCUGAUGGAGGAGUACAGCAUUGCCACACAGGUGUGGAAGCUCAGCUCCUGUGACAUGUGUGAGCUGGCCAGGAACAGCGUCCUUAUGAGCGGCUUCUCCCACAAGGCAAAGAGCUACUGGCUUGGGCCCAAAUACAGCAAAGAGGGCCCGGAGAGCAACGACAUCCGUCGCACCAACGUCCCGGACAUCCGCGUGGCAUACCGCAGUGAGACCCUGCUGGAGGAGCUCAACCUCAUCACCCACGCUGUGCGCACCAAGGAGCUGGACAACAUCGACGAGGAGGACACCCUCUCCAUGGCUCCCAUCGGGGCAGAAGGACGCUAAAUCAACAACUCCUCUCUAUUGCUCCCUGGAUAGGUUUUAUUUCAUAUUGGAGGAGAUUUUCUGAUCUUCGAUCUGUUCCUGGGUCACUUCCUCUGUCACUUGUAUCUCCUGACCCUCCAUACAUUCACACCCCAAGUGAUUUCCUUUGUCAUGUGACCCUGCAUGGGAAGGAAGAUCCCACAGUUUGCCUGUGAUUUAAUGACAUGUUUGUAACCAUCACUGAUAUAUCACACACACACACACUUAUUGCAGUUUUCCUGUCCUAAAAGCUGCUUAUCUUCCAUCACACAGUGAUGCUGCUUUAACCUUAACAUCUAGUGUAAUAUUAUCAUCUAGUGUAAUAUUAACAUCUAGUGUAAUAUUAUCAUCUAGUGUAAUAUUAACAUCUAGUGUAAUAUUAACAUCUAGUGUAAUAUUAUCAUCUAGUGUCACCUUAACAUCUAGUGUAAUAUUAUCAUCUAGUGUAAUAUUAUCAUCUAGUGUAAUAUUAUCAUCUAGUGUAAUAUUAUCAUCCAGUGUAAUAUUAUCAUCUAGUGUAAUAUUAACAUCUAGUGUAAUAUUAACAUCUAGUGUAAUAUUAUCAUCUAGUGUCACCUUAACAUCUAGUGUAAUAUUAUCAUCUAGUGUAAUAUUAUCAUCCAGUGUAAUAUUAUCAUCUAGUGCAAUAUUAACAUCUAGUGUAAUAUUAACAUCUAGUGUAAUAUUAUCAUCUAGACAUCUAGUGUAAUAGUAAUAUCUAGUGUAAUA